UGCAGUUCUGAGUAUAGUAUGCAGGAAAUUUUUGCAUUUUAUGUAUUCACUUUCUACUCCAGUCGAGCUUCCGCUCCAAUGUGGUAUAUUACUGCCGAAGAACUGAAUUCAGUGCCACCGUACAUGAAGCAAAGGCUCACUUUGGAUAAAAUGAAUGCUGCAAUUGGUGACAUGGCAAACUAUGCUGAAGCAAAUGCACACCUUAUCACAGCACUGAGGAAAAAGCUGGCAGAUAACAACUUGGACAAGGCUCUGGUGCUUAGGCAUCUCGGGCGGAUAACCGAAACUCCAAUUGGUCAUGACCGUGUUAUCAUCCUGUUGAGGCCUUGACCAAACAUGUAUCUUCAAACAAUUGUUGACUCAAUGUUGCUUGGUUGGAUUAGGAGAGGCAUUAUAUUCUUUAGUUAUAGCUGCCUUCUCUACUUAACGAUUUUUUUUAUGUUUUAGUUCUUUCAUCUUACAGUUGCAACAGUUGUGC
This is a messenger RNA of Salvia splendens (bonfire salvia), 478 nucleotides long. RefSeq names its product spindle and kinetochore-associated protein 1 homolog. Gene Ontology annotation, biological process: regulation of microtubule polymerization or depolymerization; mitotic cell cycle; chromosome segregation. Gene Ontology annotation, molecular function: microtubule binding. The transcript has 4 exons. Gene Ontology annotation, cellular component: outer kinetochore; spindle microtubule; mitotic spindle. The record is from RefSeq and is a predicted model, not a curated record. The coding region runs from base 19 to 330 and encodes 103 amino acids. NCBI's taxonomy places the organism in Eukaryota, Viridiplantae, Streptophyta, Magnoliopsida, Lamiales, Lamiaceae.